AUGGCAGUUCUUCAUGAUACGUUUGAAGACACUACUAAAAUUACCAAGUGCGACGUGAAACAUUCGAGUGAACAUGAAUAUAUAAUAGCGUUCAAGAAUACAUUCGAUCGAAAAUUAUUUCCGAACGACUUCGAUAUCCGAGCUGUAGAAGAACAAUAUACCUGGAUAAACGAGAAUAUCACCCAAUUCUUUCCAAACGUACCGCAGUCUUUAUUGAAUAUGAUUCCAGCCUUCUAUCGUCAAAUAAAUUGCGAAUUGUCACCAGUCGAAAAGCCUACAUGGAUGGAUAUGGAUAAAUAUCACAGAGGGCAAAGAUUUGUACGCGAUCACUAUGCUUCCAUCGUCGUCAUUAAAAUAGUGGGCAUCAUUCAUCUAUGUACUUUUAAUGACUUUCUAAAACCGAUGAUUAUGUCUAAGCGCUCGGAGACACCGUAUUUAGGAUUUAAAAGGUAUCUGUCGACUAUACAACGAUUGCUCAACUGGUACGACGGAGAGCCUUGGGUUAAAGGAACACUUGCUUAUAAAGACAUGUUACAUGCACGUAAAAUACAUUUAUUAAUAAGGAAAAAAUUGUGCGGACUUGAUAACAAGCAAAUCGAUAAGGCUUCCAUAAUUGCGAAGCCAUGGUGUCCGGAUCGCGAAUUGUUUGUAAAAGAUUUUACCGCGGCGUGUCCAUUUGAGAAUUUUGGGCAACGUCCUUAUAUGUUAUUCAGUAAAACGCCAUACAGACCAAAAGAUAUAAACAAUGCGGACAUGGCAGUCGCGCAAUGCUGUCUCAUAAGUUCGCUUGUGCUAUGGCCGCAGAAUGUUGGAGUGCACGACGCGACCAAUGAAGAUCUAGAAGCUUUAUGUCAUAUGUGGAGAUGUUACGGAUAUUUUCUCGGAAUAGAGGAUGAGUACAACUUUUGUCGUGGCAGCCUGGAGGAAAUAAAACAGCGUGUGCGAGAUAUGUUUCAAUAUUGGAUAAUACCAAAUUUUAAAGAUAUUACACCUGAAUGGGAGCAUAUGACCAAAUGUUUUAUUGAACCGUUUAAUUAUUACCCUUUUGUAUACUUGCCUUAUAAAGUGGUAAUACUAAUGGCUGUGGAUUCAUUAAAUCUAAAUAUGCCGUAUAUAUAUACAUCGCUCAAUUAUUUAGAAUGGAUUGCUUACAAAAGCUUGACAUUUAUAUUGCGUCAUGCUUUAAAACAUUCAAGUUUACGAGCAAUUUUUAAUAAAAUCGUAUACAAAAUAAUAAACAAAGCGACAAACUUCAGCCCGGAAAAGCACGCAGAACUUCAGGAAAAAUCAAAGAAACAGUUAUCAAGUUUGUCUGCUAUGUGUUAA
Messenger RNA from Linepithema humile (Argentine ant), 1326 nucleotides. RefSeq lists its product as uncharacterized. Lineage: Eukaryota; Metazoa; Arthropoda; Insecta; Hymenoptera; Formicidae. The record is from RefSeq and is a predicted model, not a curated record.